Molecule: messenger RNA, 533 nt
Organism: Pelagomonas calceolata
Lineage: Eukaryota; Pelagophyceae; Pelagomonadales; Pelagomonadaceae
Source: the annotation of a GenBank genome assembly
AGGAAAAGAUGGAUGAAUUCUUCUUAGAGGUCUAGGCACCCGCGUCGACGCCGUCCACGUGUCGUAUCAGGGCGACGCGCGAUGGUCGCGUCGGCGCGUACUCGACGUAGGGUUGCGCCGAGGUGUCCGCUCUGGAGUUUUCGAAGCGCUUCAGACGAACAAGGGCAUCCGCGUAGUUGCUGGCUGCUAUGAGAGUCCUUUCAUUGUCCUGGCCGACGAGAUCAAAACUUCUGGAGUAAACGUCUCGAAAGAUCUUAUGGGCCUCUUUUUUCCGUCCAAGCACCAUAUACGUGGACGCAAGAUUGGUCUGCACAGCGAAGAGUGUUUUUUCUGAUGCGCCAAGGCGCCGCUCCAUAGCCAACUCGGCCUCGUACACGGACAACGCGUCCUCGUGGUGCCUUGCCUCGGAUAAACCGCCCCCAAGCACGCUCAUCGCCAAUUGCCGAUUCGAGUCCCUCUCCGGCCGCCCGAGGUACGUCUUCCAGCACGCCCACCCGAGUGCGCACGCCAGUCUUGCUUGCACAGUCUACAAG